Paramecium octaurelia is the source of this 3261-nucleotide messenger RNA. Lineage: Eukaryota; Ciliophora; Oligohymenophorea; Peniculida; Parameciidae. The record is from the annotation of a GenBank genome assembly.
AUGAAUUGCCCCUAUCACUUAAACAAUCCAAUUUCAUAUAUUUGUAAAGCUCCACACAAGUGUUUAUUUUUAAGGAAGCUGUGUGUGCAAUGCCUAGAUGAUCAUGGAGUAGAUGUUGAAUAUACUGUAACUAUUUAAAAUUUUUAAGAAAUGAUUAUCAAGAUAUUAAAAGAAUAAAAUCUUAAAGCUAUUUCAGAUUUAAUCAAACAGAAGAUGAAUUUAAAAUCUGCACUCUCUCAAAUUCAAAGUAUGCUGAAGAAAAUUUGGGAAGAAUUAUCAGAAUCAAUCCAAUAGAUAUAAGAUGUAAUUGAAAUGGAAAGGGCAUCAUACUUAAAUAUCAUUAACAAUAAUAUUAAUUUGGAAGAAGCAACAUAUACUGACUUAGAGAUAUUAGUGCAAAUUUUUAAAGCAAAUUCAAUAAAUGAUUGGAUUUCUUAGGAGAAUUCUUAUCUUCUAAAGUUAGAACAGGCAAAGAAUUGGUGGGAAUAAGAAAUUAGGGCUUUUAAAGUACAGUCAAUGGAAAAAAUCAAAGAGAUUUCGCCAUUAAUUAAGUAAGAGUAAAUAUUAUCAAGGAUUCAACCAAUUCAAGAAAAAGAUAAUUUGUAUGAGCUUUUUACUUCGUUAAAAGAUAUUGAUAUGUAAAUACUCAGUUUGAUAAUUGACAUAUUUUAAAAAGAAAAAAUUUCCGAUAGCAUAGAAUUUCUUUCUAAAGUGGAAGAUCAAACUCAUAAGGAAUAUUACUUCUUAUAAGAUGAAAAUUUUUAACUUUUUUAAAAGCAAAAUAAGUUAAGUGCUGUUUAAAAUAACAUUAAGAAAGUUACUAAUGUUCUCAAAUAAUUCCACUAACAUGAUUUUAAUAAAAAUAAUUAUUCAACUGAAACAUAUUCAGAAACUAGAAAAAAAAUCAUAAAUAUAGUUUCAAAAGAAAUUAAGAUAAUCGAUUUUUUUAAAUUUCUUAUUUACCUUACAUCUAUGGAUAAUAAGUUCAUACAAUGUGGAUCAAAUUCUCUUAAUUUAUUAGUCGAAAUGAAGGUCGAUUUAACGAAACAAUGUUUUUAAAAUAUCAAAAUUCAUAAUACAUCUUUAAUAGGAGCUAAUUUUGUUAAAUGUAAUUUGAGUGGUUCUGAAUUAGAAAAUGUAGAUAUAAGUGGAAUAAACUUGAGUGGAACUUAAUUAUUGAAUUGUAAAUGGAAAAAUAUAAGAAUACAAGAGUUACAUUACUUAAAUGGAAUUGGUGGAGCAAUCACUUCAGUAUGUUUCUCUCCUGAUUUUACUACAUUAGUUUCGGGUAAUGAUGAUGGGUCUAUCAGUUUAUGGGAUUUUAAGACAGGGCAACCAAAAUCCAAAUUAAUAGGCCACAGUAGUUAGAUUUAUUCUAUAAAUCUCUCUUCUGAUGGCAGCACAUUAGCAUCUGGGAGUGCAGAUAAGUCUAUUAGGUUAUGGGAUGUUAAAACAAGAAAAAAAAAAUCUAAAUUAAUUGGCCAUAGUGGCGGAGUCCUAUCUGUAUGCUUCUCUCCUGAUGGUUCAACAUUAGCAUCUAGCAGUGAUGAUUGGUCAAUCCGUUUAUGGGAUGUUAAGACUGGACAACAUAAAACUCUCUUAAUUGAUCAGAAUGGAAAAGUCGCAUCAGUAUGUUUUUCUCCUGAUGGCAAUACAAUAGCAUCUAGUAGUUGGGAUAAAUCAAUCCGCUUAUGGGAUGUUAUGACAGGAAUAUAAAAAUCUACAUUAGAUGGUCAUACUGAGCCUGUUCAGUCAUUAUGCUUUUCUCCGAAUGGUAUUACAUUAGCAUCAAGUAGUGAAGAUAAGUCUAUACGUCUAUGGGAUUCUUUGGUAGGAUAACAAAAAUUGAAAUUGUAAAAGAGUAGUAUUCAGGUCUUUUCAAUAUGUUUUUCUCCUGAUGGUACCAAAUUAGCUUCAGGUAAUGAAGAUGGAUCGAUCUUUAUAUGGGAUGCUAUAUUAGGGCAAUUAAAAUUUAAAUUAUUAGGUCAUAGAAGUUUGGUCUGCUCAGUAAACUUCUCUCCUGAUGGUACUACAUUAGUAUCUGGGAGUAAAGACAUGUCUAUGCGUUUAUGGGAUAUUACAGGACAACAAACAUAUAAUUUAGAUGGUCAUGCUAGUGGGGUGAAUUCAGUAUGCUUCUCUCCUGAUUGUACUUAAUUAGCAUCUGGCAGUGGAGAUAACUCUAUUUGUUUAUGGGAUGUUAAGACAGGGAAACUAAAUCUUAAAUUACAUGGACAUAGUAAAUAUGUCAGUCAAGUUUGCUUUUCUCCUGAUGGUUCUUCAUUAGCCUCGAGCAGUGGAGAUAGGUCUUUGCGUUUAUGGAAUGUUAAGAAUGGGUAACUCAAAUAUUAAUUCGAUGGGCAUUUUGAUGGUGUAUAUUCUGUAUGCUUUUCACCUGAUGGUACACUUUUAGCAUCAGGUGGUGGAGAUGAGUCCAUCCGUUUGUGGGAUAUUAAAACAGGACAACUAAAAUCUAAAUUAACUAAUCAUGAUGGUGGGGUCUUUUCAAUCUGCUUUUCACCAAAUGGUUCUACAUUAGUGUCAUGUAGUACAGACGAAUCUAUUCGUUUGUGGAAUGUUAAGACAGGAGAACAAAAAUCAAAAUUAUCUGGAAAUAGUGGAUGGGUGCUUUAGGUGUGCUUUUCUCCUGAUGGUACCCUGAUAGCAUCAGGGAGUAGAGAUAAAUUCAUCCAUUUAUGGGAUACUGAAACAGGACAAUACACUUAUAAAUUACAUAGUCAUGGUGCUGUCUAAUCAGUGUGCUUCUCUCCUGAUGGUGCUAUAUUAGCAUCUGGCUGUUCAAAUAACUGUAUUCUUCUAUGGGAUGUUAAGACGGGAAUACAAAAAUUUAAACUAGUUGGCCAUUAUGGAGCUGUUACUUCAGUCUGCUUUUCUCCUCUAGGUACUAUAUUGGCAUCAGGUAGUAUGGAUAAUUCUAUUCGUUUAUGGGAUAUUUAGAUUGGACAAUAAAUUUAUCCCUUGAAUAAUAGCAAUAGUGAUAUAAAAGAAAAAUUUCAUGCAUCCCUUCAAAAUCCUCCAUAAACUGUAGAAGGUAGUAUUGAUUUUAAAUAUUUAGUUAACCAAAUUAUUACUAUUCUUCUAAUAUCCCAAUAACCUUUAUUUUAAGCAUAAGGAGCUAAAAUAUUUAAAGGAGAAUUGCGAAAUCAUUUAGGCAUAGACUUAAAGAAAUUAUUUAGAUAAAGAGGAGGUUUAAUUUUGGAAGAAAAUUUAGAAUUUUCAUAACAUACAGAUUAAAAUUGA